This is a messenger RNA of Pseudovirgaria hyperparasitica, 1988 nucleotides long. RefSeq names its product mannosyl-oligosaccharide 1,2-alpha-mannosidase precursor. Gene Ontology annotation, molecular function: calcium ion binding; mannosyl-oligosaccharide 1,2-alpha-mannosidase activity. Lineage: Eukaryota; Fungi; Ascomycota; Dothideomycetes; Acrospermales; Acrospermaceae. The transcript has 3 exons. Gene Ontology annotation, cellular component: Golgi membrane; endoplasmic reticulum. Bases 225 to 1748 code for a protein of 507 amino acids. The record is from RefSeq and is a predicted model, not a curated record. Gene Ontology annotation, biological process: N-glycan processing; carbohydrate metabolic process.
CACCUCUAUUCAUCUUAGCACCCCAGCCCCCUCCCAUUGAACUGCUACAUGAAGUUAGGCACCGCCUCCACCCGGCGAAAGAUCGACACUUGGGGUCCAGGACAUUAAGGGACACAACUGCGCCCAAUGUCUGGGAUCAGACCAUCACGGGUCAUUAAAAGCUGCUUUGUCCGGUCGUUCCGGCAUUUACUCACGACCACCUCGCAGCUACAGACAUUGCGAAGAUGCUCUGGCCAAAGUUCGGAGCGAUCAGCCUUUGCGCAUCUGUCGCACUCGCAUUACCAAGAUCACCUGCUUCGAUCCGGAAACGGGAAGACCAGGAAAGGGCUGAUGCUGUAAAGGCAGCAUUCCAGCAUGCAUGGGAUGGUUAUAAACAAUACGCGUUCCCUAAUGAUGAAUUGAAACCAGUUUCGAAUUCGUUUGGCAAUUCGAGGAAUGGCUGGGGUGCUUCUGCUGUAGAUGCUCUAUCUACAGCAUUGCUUAUGGGCAAUCAGGAUGUGGUAGACACUGUCCUGGAGCACAUCACCACGAUCGACUAUACGAAGACAGACACAGAAGUCUCCCUGUUCGAAACUACCAUCAGAUACCUUGGUGGCAUGCUAUCCGCAUACGAUCUACUGAAAGGACCUUUAUCGAACAUGGCGACAGACUACACAAAGGUCGAUGCUCUCCUCACUAAGUCAAAAGAGCUUGCAGACGCGCUCAAAUUUGCAUUCGACACUACGAGCGGUGUCCCGCACAACAAUCUGAUUUUCGCCAAUCGAACCUAUGUCGAAGACAACGGCUCCAACGGACUCGCGACCGUCGGCACUCUUGUCCUCGAAUGGACGCAUCUCUCUGACCUCCUCGGCGUUUCAACUUACCAAGACCUCGCCGAGAAAGGCGAAUCCUAUCUCUUGAACCCCAUGCCUACCUCGAAUGAACCUUGGCCCGGUCUCAUCGGCUCUGAUAUCAGCAUCGAAGACGGCACGCUACAGAACGCAAACGGCGGUUGGUCCGGCGGGCAGGACUCGUUCUACGAAUAUUUACUGAAGAUGUACGUCUACGACCAGUCGCGCUUUGGUCAAUACAAAGAUCGCUGGGUCCUUGCCGCCGACAGCACAAUCGCUCACCUAACGUCGCAUCCACAAACACGCCCGGAAGUGACCUUCGUGGCCGAAUUCCGGGGCCAGACGCAGAGUCUGAAUUCAGGCCAUCUGACGUGUUUCCACGGCGGCAACUUCUUACUCGGUGGUGCUGUGCUCGGCGAGCAGAAAUACAUCGACUACGGCCUUGCGCUCGUCGACAGCUGCCACGCUACCUACAACGCCACCGCAACGAAGAUCGGGCCAGAGCGCUGGUCCUGGGACCCAGAAAACGUGCCUGCUGAUCAACAGGCGUUUUGGGAGGAAAACGGGUUCUACAUCACCGUCGAAUACUACGAUCUCCGGCCUGAAGUCGUGGAGAGCUUUUACCACGCAUACCGCAUCACCGGUGAGCAGAUCUAUGCGGAUUGGGUGUGGGAUGCGUUCAUUGCUGUCAAUAGCACAGCGCGGCGUGGAAGUGGGUUUGAUGCAAUUGAGAAUGUGAAUGUGGAGGGUGGAGGCACGAGCUUUGACAACCAAGAAAGCUUCUUGUAUGCGGAAGUCAUGAAGUAUUUCUACCUGACGUUCGCUGGCGAGGCGGAGUGGCAGGUCAGCAAGGAUGGAAAGAAUGCAUUUGUGUUCAAUACUGAGGCACAUCCAUUCAAAGUUGUAGGUGGGAGCUGACUAUAUGAUCUGAAUGCGAAAGCCUCCCAGGUCUGGUUGGCGGUAUUGGUUUUGUUACGUGCGAAGUAGGGGUGGGAGGACUGUAUAUAGUGGAAGGCGUAUGCAUGUAAGAACCAAUGCUGCUGUGUACGACUGUGAUUCGCAGUCCAGAUGUUUAUUGAUCCACAAUGGCACCUAUGCACGCAAUUUGACUGUGGCGUGCUUCUAGAGCAUCCUAGACAAGGCUGCCUCUGUUGUCUA